Messenger RNA from Phlebotomus papatasi, 2104 nucleotides. RefSeq names its product synaptic vesicle glycoprotein 2C-like. Bases 294 to 1955 code for a protein of 553 amino acids. The record is from RefSeq and is a predicted model, not a curated record. Gene Ontology annotation, biological process: transmembrane transport. Gene Ontology annotation, molecular function: transmembrane transporter activity. NCBI's taxonomy places the organism in Eukaryota, Metazoa, Arthropoda, Insecta, Diptera, Psychodidae. The transcript is spliced from 10 exons.
ACUUUCAUCACAGUCAUGGUUGUUGACACACAUCAUCGUCCACAACAUAUUUCAGAGCUAUUCCCGUGCAAAAUCUACUUAUUAGAUACCUGAUAGUCAUAAAGUGAACUAAUAAGAGUUCCAAGGAGCCUCUCAGGUGAAUCAGUGAUUAACCAUCUGUGAACAAUAUCAUUAAAUAUUAAUUUUACUUGAUAUAAAAGUGUAAUUAGGGUGCAUAACUUGUCUUAUAAGUUACCACAGUGUUUAUCAAAUGAGACCAUUCACAGUGAAUUUUCACAGAAAAUCCCUCAAAUAUGGUUGUGGAUUCAAGUGUAGUUGCUAUCGAAGUACUUGGUGGACAGAUUCAACCAUCAACCAAGAAAAACACUUCAGAAAAUGUUGUGGAAGUAGCUGACUUUGAGGAGGCAAUAUCUGCCACAGGCUACGGUCGUUUUAAUAUUUUCAUCCUCUUAAUUGCCCUCUUCUGCUGUUGCGCCAGCAUCAAUGAAACCACCACAAUAGCCUACAUUUUACCAAGUGCACAGUGUGAUUUGGAUCUAUCACUUCAAGACAAAGGCAUGCUCAAUGCCAUUACCUACAUGGGAAUGAUAACUUCAGCCUUUUUAUGGGGCUACUUAGCGGACACUUUAGGACGUCGUAAGAUUCUAGGAUAUGGCUACUUACUGACGGGAGUGUUCGAAAUGGCUUGCGGAUUUACGCAGGUGUUUUGGUUACUCCUCAUCUUCAAAUACAUUUCAGGAUUUAUUGCCUGUGGACCCUUUGCCGUACUCAUGAGCUAUGUAUCCGAACUUCAUGGGAUGAAGCAUCGUGCAAGAACCAUGUUAACUGUUGGGACAUUUUUCUCAGUUGGCAACAUAAUCUUGCCUGCCAUUGGCUGGGCUAUCUUACCAAGAUCCUGGACAGUGACUUUCAUCGUAAAAUCUUUUGAACUACAUUCAUGGCACAUCUUCUUGCUAAUUUGCGCAAUACCAAGCCUUUUUGGGGGUAUGCUGGUGUUUAUACUUUUGCCAGAAAGUCCCAAAUUUCUCAUGUCUCGCGGCAGGAAUGAAGAGGCGUUGGAAAUUUUUCAGAGAAUAUUCCAACAAAAUACAGGAAAGGAUGUUCAGGAAUAUCCGAUUAAGGCACUCGUUGACGAGCUACGACAAACUGGAGAAAACUCAUCUCAGAAAACUCUACCAAAUGGCGCCAUGAGUGUCCCCAAAUCCCAAGGAUUUAAUGCUCUGAAGGAUGGUUUGUCUCAAAUUGCACCAAUGCUCAAGCGACCACAUUUGGAGAACUGUUGUCUAGUGUUCACUAUCCAAUUUGGCGUUCUCCUGAGCAAUAAUACAUUGCGCCUGUGGCUUCCGGAGAUAUUUCACAUGAUAACCGAAUACAGCAGUUCAGCAAAUAAUUUAUCAACAAAUCAUACAGCUAGUUUAUGUGAAAUAAUUGACGCUUCACGUAACAUAAAAAGCCUCAAUUCAACCCAAUUGCCCGUUGAACCUGUGGAAUGCAAUUCGAUACCUAGUGGAAGUGUAUACUUCAAUGCACUGAUUGUGGGCAUUGUGAGUUUAAUUGGAUACUUCAUCGCGGGUUCGAUUGUUAACAAAAUUGGGAAUCGCAAUUUGAUGAUUGUCGGACUCGUAAUUUCUGGCCUCGCAGCUACUUCCAUCUACUUUGGUAAAAAUAUGGGGAGUGUUGUUGCAGCCUCCAGCUUUUGUGUAGCUUUAGGAAGUAUCUGCAGCACUGCAAUGUUGAGUCUCAUUGCAAAUCUUUUUCCUACAUCUCUUAGGACAAUGACUAUUUCCCUAACACUGAUGUUUGGUCGAAUUGGAGCAAUGAUCGGAAAUCUCGUUUUCCCAUAUUUACUAUCACUCGGCUGCCUUCCACCAUUUCUCACAAUUGGAGCUCUUUUUGCUGCUGGCGGUUUAGGCGGUCUCUUGCUGCCACGAAACAGUAAAGUUCCUCUUCAGUAGCAUACACAUCAUAAAGGAAGAGAUAAAAAAUGUCAGUGAUAAAAUUAACUUAAUUUAAUUACACAAAGCUUUUAAAUUAAAUAUAAAAAAUAAAAGACUUACUGUGAAAGAUAAUACUAAAUAAUAAAGAGAUUGUUCGGCCAAAUAAA